Brenthis ino (lesser marbled fritillary) is the source of this 2391-nucleotide messenger RNA. Lineage: Eukaryota; Metazoa; Arthropoda; Insecta; Lepidoptera; Nymphalidae. The record is from the annotation of a GenBank genome assembly.
AUGGAUCAAGAAAAUAGAAUUGUUGCAUUGAUUGAUAUGGACUGUUUUUAUUGUCAAGUGGAGGAAAAACUAAAUCCUGAAUUAAAAGGGAAACCUAUAGCUGUUGUGCAAUAUAAUCCAUGGAAAGGAGGCGGAAUAAUUGCUGUGAAUUAUGUGGCGAGAGCCAUGGGCGUUAGUAGACACCAUAGAGGCAACGAAGCUAAAGAAAAGUGUCCUGAUAUACAACUGUGUUCAGUGCCAUGUCUGAGAGGAAAAGCUGAUAUUUCAAAGUAUAGAGAAGCAGGUAAAGAUGUUGCUAAAGUGUUGCAAAAAUUCACACCAUUAUUAGAGAGAGCAUCUAUUGAUGAAGCCUAUUUGGAUAUAACAGCUGCAGUACAAAAAAGACUCCAAACUCUAAAUGUACAUACAAUAACCAGUGAUAUGACACCUAAUACUUUUGCUUUAGGAUAUGAUACUUUCGAUGAAUUUAUGUCUGAUGUUCACAGCUGUAGUUCAGAUUUUAUUGACUUUGAUUAUGAACACUCUAAGCAAUUACUCGUAGGAACUUUAAUAGUGAGUGAGAUCAGAGCUGCAGUAUAUGAAGAAACAGGUUAUACAUGUUCUGCUGGAAUAGCUCAUAAUAAAAUAUUGGCCAAACUUGUCUGUGGAAUGAACAAACCAAACAAGCAGACAGUGUUGCCCAAGCAAUCUGUGAACAUUCUCUAUAAGACUUUGUCCAUAAAGAAAGUCAAACAUCUAGGUGGUAAGUUUGGUGACCAUGUUUUACAAAUAUUGAAUAUUAAAACGAUGGGAGAAUUACAGCAGUUUUCUGAAAAGGAGCUACAAACUAAAUUUGAUGAAAAGAAUGGUUUAUGGCUGUUUAAUGUAGCUCGUGGCAUUGAUUUAGAGCCAGUACAGGCCAGAUUUAACCCUAAAAGUAUUGGUUGUUGUAAGCAAUUCAAAGGGAAAUCUGCUUUAACAGAUGUAGAUAGUGUUAAAAAAUGGCUGAAAGAUUUAGGUGAUGAAAUAGAAGACAGAUUAGAGAAAGAUUCAUUAGAAAAUAAUAGAACACCCAGACAGAUGGUGGUCAGUUUCUCAAUCCAACUUCCAGACGGCAGGGACUCUUGCAGUUCCAGAUCACACAACUUUGUUACUGAUGAUGAUUUGUGUGGUGAAUUUUUUUGGACCAAGUCUUUUGAACUGUUGAUGGAAAGUGCUGAGGGAUGUAAGCCAAAAGAAGUCGAAAGUUAUAGAAGAUUGAAGGCGCCAAUCAAAUUUCUUGGUAUAAGUGUUGGAAAAUUUGAAGAUCAUUCCGAGAGUAAAAAAACGAAAAAGAUCAAAGAUUAUUUCACUGCUGGAACUUCUAAAGAUGUUACUAAAACUAACGAGCCUACAACGCAACAUACUGUUAAAGAAAGUAGUGUAAAAAUUAAAACUCAAGGAAAAGAUUUUAAAGCAAGUGAUGAAACUGAAAUUGAUGUAAUAAAUGAUAAGGUCACUUCAAUAGAAAAUAAUCAAGAGAAAACUAUAGAAUUGCCAUUAGAUAAGCAAGAAUCAUUCUUUGCCAGAUAUUUGAAUGGUGGUCUUGCGCAUACUGAAACAAAUCAUUCAAAUAAAGUAACCAAGGAAGAAAUAAAAGAAAGUAAAUUACAAACUGAGGUUAAUCGUUCCACUACGCCAAUUUGUAACGUAAUACCGUGUGGUGAAGACAGUAACGACACUAUAUAUUCAGGAUCGACGAUAGACGAAGAAAUAAACAAAAGCAUAGCUCUAUUCGAAGAAGACCCCAACGAGGUUGCGAGGGUUAGCCACAUGCGGGAAAUAUUGAAAAGAUCUAAUCAAGCAGAACACAUGGAAGGUAUUAUUAGGCCACAGCCAGAAAUACAAUCAAAGACAGUUCCAAACCCUAAAUCUCAUUCUGAAGAUAUUCCACCUAAAGUCAAAACACUUGAAGCUAUUGUAUGUCCCGAAUGUGGUAAAGCAGUGUCUGUGAACACGCUUGACGAGCAUGCGGACUACCAUUUGGCGCUUAAACUACGAGAAGAAGAGAGACAGCAAGUACGAAAAGAAAGAGAUAAAGAUAGAACAGUUUUAAAAGAACCUAACACAAAAGAUACUAAAAAGAAAGUUGUACAAGAUGAGCAAAAACUGGAUAGUAUACCGUCAAUUUCUAAUUUCUUCACGAAACUUGAUGAUAAAGUACCAACUAAGAUGUGUAUGGAGUGCGGUAAAAAGGUGUUUGUGGAUAAAUUUUCUGAACAUCUAGAUUUCCAUGAAGCUCAGAAAUUAAGUAGGGAGUUAAACAAUAGAACUAUGACAAGUUCCACUACCAGUAUUAAGAGGAAAAAGAAGUCAGCAUCACCAGUUAAAAAGGCAAAAGUACCCUGUAAAUCAAUAGAUCUUUUUUUCAGA